This is a messenger RNA of Cyprinodon tularosa, 1454 nucleotides long. RefSeq names its product Nedd4 family interacting protein 1 (gene ndfip1). Gene Ontology annotation, biological process: positive regulation of protein ubiquitination; metal ion transport; ubiquitin-dependent protein catabolic process. Gene Ontology annotation, molecular function: WW domain binding. Bases 167 to 823 code for a protein of 218 amino acids. The transcript has 8 exons. Gene Ontology annotation, cellular component: perinuclear region of cytoplasm; endoplasmic reticulum; Golgi apparatus. NCBI's taxonomy places the organism in Eukaryota, Metazoa, Chordata, Actinopteri, Cyprinodontiformes, Cyprinodontidae. The record is from RefSeq and is a predicted model, not a curated record.
GUCAGAACCAGUUUCUCGCUCUGAGAAGGAAGAGAGGAGAUGGCCGACUAGGAGGAGGAAAUCUCACAAUUCUGCUUUAUCGUCGGCAAGAGUCAUUUUAUUCUGGGUUUUUAUCACAGCCUUACAUCAGAGGGGGAGGUUUAAAUCGUUUAGUUCAUCUUUCACGAUGGCGGAACAAAACAGUAACGUCAGAUACCAGGAGCUGGUGAAUGAGGAGGAUCCGGCCCAGCCUUCCCAGGAGACCCCUGUGCCGGAUGCACCACCACCCUACAGCAGCGUUGCUGCAGCUAAUGCAGCGUUCUUCGAAUACAAGGAAGAUGGAGGAAGAUUCCCCAACCCGCCGUCGUACAACGUUGCCACGACUUUACCUUCCUAUGAUGAGGCUGAGAGAAGCAAAGCCGAGGCGGCCGUCCCCCUGGUCACCGGCAGAGUCUCCGAAGACGAUUUUGUGGCCAGAGAUGACUUUGAGGACGCCGACCAGCUGCGGAUAGGAAACGAUGGGAUCUUUAUGCUCACUUUCUUCAUGGCAUUCCUCUUCAACUGGAUCGGUUUCUUUUUGUCGUUCUGUUUGACCACGUCGGCGGCCGGGCGUUACGGAGCCAUCUCUGGCUUCGGCCUGUCUCUCAUCAAAUGGGUCCUUAUCGUCAGGUUUUCCACCUAUUUCCCGGGAUAUUUUGAUGGACAGUACUGGUUGUGGUGGGUGUUCCUGGCUCUGGGUUUCCUGCUGUUUAUCAGAGGCUUUGUUAACUACUCCAGAGUGCGCAAACUGGUUGAUCCCACCUACGCCAACCUUCCCAGAACAAGGGUGCUUUUCAUCUAUUAGAGGAGGAAAAAAGGUGGUGAAAGGAGUGAAAAGGUGUUUCAGAGUCACACGGAGAGACUUUAAUCAGAAAUUGGCCAGACGACCCCACCCUAAAGAGGACAACCUCAAGAUGGUAACAUAUUCAGGAAAUAUAUCUAUCGUGUUUUUCUUUUGUUAAGCAUUUUAAUAAUGGACAUGGUAAGCAGUAAUAGUCCCUUUUAGGUAUUCGUUAGUGGCUAAUGUUAAGUGCUAUUUACAUCCGUCUGUAAUGUAAGAGUAUUGCCUUAUAUGAUAUCAUUUGAUGGAAGCAUAAAAGCAUGCAUCUACUGCCAGCCCAAUCUUGUAUCAUCCAUGGACUGAACAUAGCAUGGCACAGCACCAUUUAUCAAUCGCUGAUAUCAAAGGAUCGGGUGAAUGUUUGAGUUUUACUCAGUAGGCUUUAAAUGUGCCGAUCCUCAUUCAGCCACAAAGGGGCGGUGUUGUCCUCAUAUUUCCAGACAUCUUCAUGAGACGAAACCCAGAACCUGCUUGUAAUUUGCAAUCCAAACAUACCAGAAUGACCUCUGCUUGUCAGAUAUUUCCUAACGAUUACUGUGGGGUAAAUUAUGUAAAAUGAUCCGAACCUGGAAGCAGAAUUUAGCUUAUCUAGACG